Molecule: messenger RNA, 5302 nt
Organism: Patella vulgata (common limpet)
Lineage: Eukaryota; Metazoa; Mollusca; Gastropoda; Patellidae
Exons: 2
Coding region: 97-3453 (1118 amino acids)
Biological process (GO): centriole replication
Cellular component (GO): centrosome
Source: RefSeq, a predicted model, not a curated record
AGAAAUCAUGACGUCAUUAAUGAUGGCGUCCUGUGAAACACUGAGCGCUUCCGGUCGUAAAUAUUUGCGAUCUCUUUUAAUGUAAUUUGAUAAAAAAUGGAACCGGGGAGUGUUGGAACGAGUUUACAUUUCGAUGGGCAGCAUCUACAGAGUCUCCAGGAAGCUGAAUAUCGUAAAGAGGAGGAACAGCAACAAUGCGAACUCCGGCAAAUGUUGACGAAUGCGUUCGAUUUGAUGGAUGAAGAUAUUUUGUCAGAAACAUCAGAAGAAUGUGAGUCACACGAUGGUAGCAGUUACAAGCCUGACACAUCUUUUAAUCAUCAUGGCGGUGCUAGGGAUCAUCAACAGAAUGUUCAAGACCCUAGAUCUCAAAAUGGAGUUCUGGAUUUCCAUCAAACACCGCACGAUAAUGGUGUAUUUCAAAUGUCACAAAAUCAAAAAUUCGUCCACAAUAAUCAACAAUUUCAGGGAAAUCCUGACCUUCAGAGGCAGAGCCAAGAGAGUGAUGACAUUAACCCACGAGCAAGCUAUGAUUUCCAAAGAAUAAAUCAAGGAAUAAACGAAUUUCAAACAACUGAAACUCGUGAUUAUCGUCAAAAUCCAUCCAUAGAAAACAAUUAUGCACCGUCAUUGGGAUAUGCAUCUUUACCCACAAAUGUCAACAACAUCCCAGAUAAUAGUAAUCAUCAUCUCCAGAAUGUCCCGGUUUCUUCUACAGAUGUUAAUUAUCCAUCAACAGAUUAUUACACAAGACAUAAUCAAGGCAAUUACUAUUUUUCAACCACACCCGAAACACAACCUCCAACGUCAAUAGGCAAUGGAUACUUUACAGAAAAUAGAUAUACACUAGAAGCUAGAAGUAGUCUGGAUAUAUCGUACCCAAAUCCUACAACACUGACUUUGGAUACUCCGACAUUGACAGAGCAGAAUGAUUUUAUUAGAUCUAGUCAAGAUUUUAAUCACGGUUACCAAUAUCAACCAUACUCUAAUAAUCAUGAAAUUCUUUCUCAUAAUAGCCGAGAAGAUCUUCAGAGCCGUGUUCAACAUAAAGAUAAUCAAGAUAAUUUCCAAAGCUACACUCCAUUACACAGUCAUGAGCAAACUGAAUUUCCGAAUCGUCAACAUCAGUAUAUUGGCUAUGAUGCAAAUGGUGUACCUUCUAAUCCUAAUCAACACUUUGAUAUUCCAAAACAAAAUCACCAUUUUUCAACAAAUAAUGAAACUGUAAGACCAUUUAAACAUUAUUCCUCAACUUCUAAUCUCAAUCAAAAUUCAGAAAUACCUCAAACAAAUUUUACUGACAUUCCAAGCAAUAAUGGUCACCAAUUUGUUCACACAGAUGACAGUAUUCCAAAUCACAAGCGAGAUAUACCUGAACCACAUAGUAUGGAUGGCAAUACUGAUGAAAUAUUGCAACUUAAAAUAUUAAACAAAGCUAGAGCUCGCGAGCUAGAAGAACUGUCUCUUAAAUAUGAAAAUCUUAAACAGGAGUCUUGCCGUGAUUCUAGAAUUCUAAAACAUCAGAUGACAUUGAUGGAAGAAGAGAGAGACAGAUUGAAAUCAUUGAAUUGUAAACUAGAAGAUUCAGCCCAAAAUUUAACAGAUGACAAUGCUAGUCUGAAUAUGGAAGUACAGAGACUGGGUGGAGAGUUAAAUAAACUUAAAGACAUGAAAGAGGAUCUGAUGAAAAAGCUGUCGUCUGCAGAAGCGAGUAUUGAGAAUUUAAAUAUGCAGUUAAUUGAAGCACAGCUUUCAGACACCCACAACAGAAAUCGCCAACAACACGAAAUGAUGAUUAAUGGAUUACAACAGAAGUUUGAGCAAGAGCAACAAGGUAUGACAGAAAAGUUAGAAAAAGCCUACCAAAUAAUCCACGAAAAAGAAGAAGCCAUCGACUGUUUAAACAAAGAAUUACAAGAAGAAAGAAUCAAAGCUUCUUUGUUAGAGAGAAAUGAAACUUUGCGCAGCAAUGGUAAUGAUAGAACUGAAGAAAUAUGUAAAUCUCUUCAGGUCGAAGUUCAGGAGCUUAAAGACCAGAUAAGAUCAUCAAAGUCUGCAAGCAGGUUAGGCGCUUAUUCAAAAUCAACGCAAAUGCUUGAUCAUACACAUGAUGACUCCAUAGUGGAUCUUGGUAUACGAAAGACUCUUCAUUUCAAUAGUACGCCAAACAUAAGUCAUAUUGAACUUCAUACAAGUGAAAGAUUAACCGAGCUGCAAACAGAACUCGAGAAUAUUCAGAUCAGUAAUAAGAAGAAACAAGAAUUAAUCGAUCGCCUCCAAAGAGAUUUGAUGAAUGCUAACUCGCACGUAGAUAUUUUACGAAAGACAUUAGCAUCAAACGAAAAGAGCAGGAAGGAUGAAGAGGAUCUGGAAAGACGACUAGAAGAAAUGGUGGAUAAUGAAGAAAAACUUACAGAGAUAAACAAUGAAUUAAAUCAGAAAUUAGCAAACCUAGAAGAUUCCAGUAAAGAUCUUGUGGAAAAGAAAGAACUGGAAGACACAUUGAAAGAGCUUGAUAAUGUCAAGCAGAUGUACAUCGUUGAGUGCGAGGAACGUGGAAAACAAGAGAAAAAACUCCAAGAAGAAUAUGAAGAAAAGAUCAAACAAGCCACUGAAGCUUUUACAGCAACACAAUCUGAACUUUCCCAAGAAAUAGAAAACCUCCAAAAAUCCAUUGCAGAAAACAAAGAAACUAUUAAGGAAUUGGAAUUAAGAAACCUUACAAAGAAGUAUUCUAAAGAUAAUCUAGAUUCCAGUUUUAUUGAUAACUUGAAUAGGAAAACUCAAGAUACAUCUCAACAAACUUCACCGUUGAUUCCAAACAAUUUGAGAGAUACAUGUGCUUUCACCACAAGCAAAGAAAUCGCCAGUGAUGAUAGCAAAGAUAGUUCGAGUCUUCACAGUAUUUCGCUUCUAAUAAAGAACCAGAGUCAAACUGGUACAGACAGUUUUGAGAUGAGCGACCACAAUGAUUCAAUGCGAUCCAACAGAUCACGGCAAUCAAGUAGGGCAGGAAAAGUCAUGGAUGAUAUAAAAAAACAACAUAGAAGUGAAAUUGAUUAUGUGAGACAGACGUUGAUUGAAGAAAAUAAAUCUGUGUCCAUUACGUUACAUCAAAAAAUGAUGGAGAUGCGAGAAGAACAUAAACAAUAUAUCAAAAAAUUAAAACAUGAUUUCCGUUGUGAGAAGGAAGCAAUGAUAAUUGACUUUGAAAAGAAGCAAAAAGCCUAUCUCAAUUAUACCAAACCAGAUGUUAAAAUGAUAGUUGAACUUGGGUCCCAGUACUUAGAUGCAGUGAAACAUAUUAAAGGUGCUUUGGUCAAACAUAUUCAAGAAACGAAUCAACGUGCAGCAGAGAAAAUUAAAAAAGAGCUAAAUCAAGAAAGAAUUGCCCAAAUGGAAAAAGUCUACAGAAGUAAUAAUUUUGAUGGAACACUUCAAGAUUUUCUAUGAUGAUUUCUCAGUGGAAUUAGAUGAAGAAUUGUGCUGAAUUGUAAACAAGAGUAGAUUUUGGUUCGUUAAGCAAUUGGCAUAAAUUUUGUACCAAAAUUAUGAUUAAGAUGCACAAUUUGAUAUUGUAUACAUCAAGAGUGCUAAUUUCCAAAAGACAGCAAACAAGACCAUCCCCAUGUGUUGUUUAUAUUUCCGUCCUGACGUUUACCGUUGUGAUAAUCGUACUGUGAUAUUAUAAAAUAUUGAUUUCAUACUCAUGUUUGUAAUUAAUACAUUUAAAUCACUAUACCAUGCAGAUCAUCGAUUCGUCUUCUGUGAAUACACAUAGGUCUCUUAUCAAUUUAAGGACUCUUACUAGCUAAAAAAACUACAAUAUGUUAGAUUGAAAAUUACAGAAAAUGACAAUUAAGUAGUUAUUCCUUUUUCACAGGUUAAAUUUUGUUGUGUUUUGCUCACUGUAAAAAUUUGUUGAAGAAUUACACUUUGUUAGUCUCAGAACCCAUUAAGUAAAAUUUGAUGAAACAUUACUAUCAGCUGAUAAAUAUGCCUAAUAAUUGUUUUCUCAUAUUUUAAAAGAAUCAUACAGAAUAUAAAUCAUAUACAUUCAUUUAGUUGUAGUUUCAAUAUUUAUGGGACCUUACAAUAACUAUUAUUAGUAUUAUAUAUAUAUCAUAUACACUGUAUUAUAAAAGUGCUAAUUGCUAUGUUUAUUUUGUAUAUUUAAAUAAAAAUAAAUUUUUGCAUUUAUUAGAAUGAAGAAUUAGGUUAUGUCAAUUGUAUAUACAUUUACUGCCAUCUUGAAUUUGUAGUUAAUCUAAAUGAAUUGUUCUUUUUGUAUUUUAUUUAUUUCUUCUGAGCCUUACUGAGGUCAGUUAUUAUUUAGAACAAAUCUAAAACUUGAGUGAAACUGAAUUUUUAUUUUAGAACAACUUGCUUUAAAAUAAAUUUGUAUUUAGGAACAAAAGUUAACUGUUGAACUCAAAGUAAAGAGAUAUUUUUAAAAGAAUCCAAGAGGUAACUAAUUUCAAGGGGUAUUUAAAUUACCUCAGUUGGCUAUUAUGUUGACUGAAUAUGUUGUUUUGCAGUAAUUGUCAGUUUGUGAAAUAUGCUGCUUGUUAAAGAUAUAUUAUUGGAGAUUAGAUAAAGAGAUGACAGUUCUCACUAUAAUAGUCAAAAACUAGAUAAUGUAAAGGCAAUUUGCUGAAAAUUUCAGUCAAAUUGCUGCACUGUGAACCGAGAAUUAAGCGAUUGAAAUUUUGGCCUAGUUUCGAUCAUCAUUACUAAAGUCUUUACGAUAAAAAACGUAGUCUCGAUCAUCCAUUUCUUGAUUAAAUUAUGAGUGGAAGUCGAGCAGCAAAUGGGAUCAUAAUCCAGUAAAUAUCACAGGCUAGCGAUGCCAUCGAGAGUUGAUUAUUGUCUGGAUAAGUUUAUUAAUGUCUAAUUAAUAAUUUAGAUAACAUUUCAGGCCUAAAAAAAGACCUGCAAUUGGCAGAUUUAGCUCUAGCAUAAUGUAUGUUUAACAUAGAUGAAGUUACUGCAAACUUACUUUAAGGUAUUUCUGAAUAAACAUUUAUGUACCGCAAACAGUUUUUAUGAGAACUGCAUAACAGAAUAAUUUUUUAACAUAAACAUCUCUGGUCUAUAUUGAUUUCUGUUAAACUGUUCUUGGACUUCAUUAAUAAAAAUUAUAUUUUUUGGUUUACAUUACAUGAAUAAACCUAUAUAAGGCCACACACUACCUUAUAGUCAUUGAGACACUGGUAUGUUUAUUGUAUUGGUUUUUAAUGCAUAUAUAAAGUUGAAAUAUAAUAUUAUGCAGUGAAAAUUGAUAAAAAAGAAUUUAAUCAAA